AUGGAGAAAGCCAAUCACGUCAACAUUGCCAUGAUAGAAGAUGCUGGCACCAACGGCAUGGCGAGAUCAAAGAUCGUCUCAGCCGUGGACCAGAACAAGCGCCCAUGUGGCUCCACUGUGAGCUUCCACAACAUCCAUUACAAAGUUAUGCUGAAGAGCGGCUUCCUCUGCAAAAGAAAAAUCACUACAAGGGAAAUCCUGGUCGAUCUCAAUGGGAUCAUGCGACCAGGUCUAAACGCUAUUCUUGGACCUACUGGAAGUGGAAAGUCUUCAUUUUUGGACAUUCUGGCUGCAAGGAAGGACCCCUCUGGUCUCUCAGGAGAAGUCCUCAUUGACAGAGCACCACAGCCUCCAAACUUCAAGUGCCUCUCUGGCUACGUGGUUCAGGAUGAUGUGGUCAUGGGCACCCUGACUGUGAGAGAGAAUCUGCGUUUCUCUGCAGCACUUCGGCUGCCGAGCUCGGUACCUCAGAGUGAGAAGGAGGCCAGAGUCAAUCACCUCAUCAAAGAGCUGGGUCUCACCAAGGUGGCUGAUUGCAAGGUGGGCACACAGAUGACUCGGGGAAUCUCUGGAGGGGAGAGGAAGAGGACAAACAUCGGUAUGGAGCUGAUUAUUGAUCCUUCAGUUCUCUUUCUGGAUGAACCGACUACAGGACUGGACGCUAGCACUGCUAACUCUGUGCUGCUGUUACUAAAGAGAAUGGCUAAUAAUGGCAGAACCAUAAUAAUGUCCAUCCAUCAACCCAGAUACUCCAUCUACAGGCUGUUUGACACUCUGACUCUGCUGGUUAGUGGUAAAAUGGUUUACCAUGGUCCAGCACCAAAUGCUUUGGACUAUUUCUCCAACAUCGGUUUUCCCUGUGAGCCCCACAACAACCCAGCAGACUUCUUCUUGGAUGUUAUUAAUGGAGACUCAACGGCUACAACUAUGACCAAAAUGCACGGAUCAGAAGAUUUGGACUUUGAAGAGCUCAGCAGCUCUCGGCAGAGUAUCGAGGAGCGUUUGGUGGAAGAGUUCAGGAACAGCAGCUACUCAAGUGACACAAAAGCCGAGCUGGAGGGCAUUGUCCGGGACAAGGAGUGUACAUUAUGUCCUAAAUCCCGGACCAUCACCUACAACAGCUCAUUUAUCCACCAGCUACACUGGGUGCUCAAGAGAACUUUCCAGAACCUCAUGCUGAGCCCACAAAUAUCUGUGGCCCAGGUGGGAGUCCACAUUUUCCUCGGCCUCAUUGUAGGAGCCAUUUUCUACGGGGUCAAAGAGGACCAGAGUGGUAUCCAGAACAGAAUGGGCGCCCUCUUCUUCAUCACCACUAAUCAGUGUUUCAGCACUGUUUCUGCAGCUGAGCUCUUCAUCAUUGAGAGGAAUCUGUUUGUGCACGAGUACAUCAGCGGCUACUACAGAGUGUCAGUGUACUUCCUGUCUAAGAUCCUGUCUGACAUCACACUGCGUACCAUCACCUCUGUCAUCUUCAGCUGCAUUGUUUAUUUUUUGAUUGGACUUAAAUUGUCAGCAGCAGCUUUCCUCGUCUUCACGCUGACAGUGACUCUGGUGGCGUACACAGCCACAGCCAUGACCAUGGCCAUCUCAGCUGAUCAGAGCGUUGUGGCUCUCGCCAACAUCUUCAUGACCAUCACCUUUGUCUUCAUGAUGAUUUUCUCAGGUCUUUUGGUAAACCUACCGAGCAUCAUGGACUGGCUGUCAUGGCUGAAGUACCUCAGCAUCCCUCGAUACGGCCUCGCAGCCUUGAAGAUCAACGAGUUUGUUGGUUUGAAGUUUUGUGAGGAGUCUGUGAUCAGAAACACAACCAUCAUGACUUCAGAGACAAACUGCAGCAUGAGCACAGCUGGACUGACAUGUACUGGAGAGCAGUACCUGGACUACCUGGGAAUAGAGUACACCACCUGGGGAUUGUGGGAAAAUCACGUGGCUUUGAUCAUUAUGGCGUUCAUAUUUCUCAUCAUUGCCUAUCUGAAGCUCCGCUACAUCAAGAAGUUCACUUAA
Cheilinus undulatus (humphead wrasse) is the source of this 2004-nucleotide messenger RNA. It is a transcript of the gene abcg2d, whose product is annotated as ATP-binding cassette, sub-family G (WHITE), member 2d. Gene Ontology annotation, cellular component: plasma membrane. The transcript is spliced from 15 exons. Gene Ontology annotation, molecular function: ATP binding; ABC-type transporter activity; ATP hydrolysis activity. Bases 1 to 2004 code for a protein of 667 amino acids. NCBI's taxonomy places the organism in Eukaryota, Metazoa, Chordata, Actinopteri, Labriformes, Labridae. The record is from RefSeq and is a predicted model, not a curated record.